AGGCGAAAUGGAGAGGGCUGUGAACCAUGGAUUUUCGCUGUAAAUAAAUUACAAUCUGAUUUUUAACGCGCUCCGUCUGCAACACCUGGAUCGUCGACAUCAUUCGCUUUCUUAACAUUUUUCGUCAAAUUUACACUUAGUCAUGUGACUUAUCUGACUAACCCUGGAUCCGCACCUGUAUAUAUUAGCAAAUGAGACAUAUUUCCUUUGUGAUUUAGGUGGUACCCAGUUAUUAACAUAAUGACCGAUUGAAUAAGCAACACACAAAGUUAAAGCACGCCAAUAAAAUUCAUGUUUCAAAAAAUGAGACAAAAAGCGUGGUCAAAUCGAUUUACGUUUUCAGAGCAACAGAUCAGAGUGACAGAAAACGUGAAAGAAUAAAACGUGUUGUUUGGAUGGAAAACGGUCGGGAAACCGAAGGAACAGUCCCCUACAUUUGGGUAAAUGAAGAGACAAAGGUAGUCCGAUAUCCUAAGGGUGUAUCAAAAUACAAAGCUGAAAAGGAAUUUAUGCAGCAAACACCAAACUGGAUGACAUUGCAAUUGGUCAAAGUAAAACGUAUUGAAAAAAACUGGGAACUCUGUGAAGAAUAUGCUUUCACAACUGAUGAUGAAACAUUAAAUCAACAAUAAGAGAAAAGAUGACAGUGAUGAUGAGGAUUCACCUGUCAAGAAAAAGAAAUUUCUGGCGCCGACACUACCACGGCUUAAUUCCACGAUUAACGAUUUUUCGGAUGAGUCACUAUUACAAAAAAUGUUUCAGUGUGAGAAGCACCACAAAUACGGAUUCAGUAUCCACUAAUUUUAAUCGCUCCAUCGACAACAUGGUGGCUGUAGCAAAUUCGUCAGGCGGUAGCAGUGAUUCUUCUAUUUCAUUCAAAAAGAAUGUGACAACUACUGGAUAUCCAUUAUCCAUUGAAAGACUUCAAAGAAAGGUUAUCCAGGGGAUAGCUGAUAUUCUUGAAGCAGUUGAGCGAUGUGGAAACAUGAUGGAAAACAAUAACACAAAUAAUUUUAAAACGCCUAAAAUGGAUGAUAUCAAGUCUUAAUAAUUUAUGAGGAUUUUAAAGUAACGUAUUAAUUUAUUUUGUUUUAUAUUGUGUAUCUAAUUUAGGUUUUGAAACAUAACAUUUGUUUUAAAAAAAUUAUAUUUAUGUGUAUUGAAAAUUUUUUGUAUAUUUUGUUGUGUAUUUUCUGUAAAUAUUUUACCCAGUUUUUGAAACAGAAAUAAAGUCAUUUAUUUAUUUA
Molecule: messenger RNA, 1247 nt
Organism: Hydractinia symbiolongicarpus
Lineage: Eukaryota; Metazoa; Cnidaria; Hydrozoa; Anthoathecata; Hydractiniidae
Exons: 6
Coding region: 641-1048 (135 amino acids)
Source: RefSeq, a predicted model, not a curated record